Messenger RNA from Parnassius apollo (apollo), 447 nucleotides. The record is from the annotation of a GenBank genome assembly. Lineage: Eukaryota; Metazoa; Arthropoda; Insecta; Lepidoptera; Papilionidae.
AUGGGAUCGGUCUUAGCUAAAGAGAUACCACAGACUUUUCCGGAGGGUAAUAGUCUCAAAGAUGGUUAUCCAUGCCUGUUUUCUACUGAAGAAGUCGAGCACGGGGUUCCUUUAACUGGUGAUCAUUUAUAUGACCAUAACUACUGUAAAAAGGAAGACAUUGCGGAAAUAGUGGAAAAUCCAGUGGUUGCCCAAGAACAUCCAGUUGAUCAUAUAUAUUCAAGAUUAGCUACAAAUCCUCCUGAAUCUUCUUUUCUCAAUACUGGACACACAUGUGCUAGUUCAUCUGGCUCACAAAUGACAGAAGGCAUGGAAAUUGACCAAGAUCCCUCCAUAUCAAUAUUAAAAACAGAAUCGACAGAUUUAAUUUGCAGUGUGAAGCGAACUCAUUUAAAAAAUAAAGCACCAAUAAAAAUUGUUAUUGGGGGAGGAGGUAAAUCUUUUUAA